GCGGCGGCGGCUGCUGCGCAGGAGCGAUGGGGCCGGCUCGGGGACCCCGGGCAGGUCUUGAGCUUUCGGGACUGGGUUCUCCAUGGCGUGAAACGCGGGAGCUGCCGCGGGCCAGGCACUCCGCUUGGGCCGCGUGAGGCAGGCCUUUCCUCAAAAAGAUGGUUGGCAAACUCAAGCAGAACCUGCUGCUGGCCUGCCUGGUGAUCAGUUCAGUGACUGUCUUCUAUCUGGGGCAACACGCCAUGGAGUGCCACCACCAGAUGGAGGGGCGAAGCGAGCCGGUUCGGCCGGAAGCGGCCCGAGCAACUCCGAGAGUCGUCCCGGCUCGGAAGGAGAACGCCACGGUGGUUUACCACAAAGACAUGCCUCUGAUCUUUAUCGGAGGGGUGCCCCGGAGCGGCACCACCUUGAUGCGGGCCAUGCUGGACGCCCACCCGGACAUCCGUUGCGGGGAAGAGACCCGGGUGAUCCCCCGGAUCCUGGCCGUCAAGCAGAUGUGGGCUCGCUCGAGCAAGGAGAAGAUGCGGCUGGACGAGGCCGGGGUGACGGACGAGGUCUUGGACUCCGCCAUGCAGGCCUUCCUGCUGGAAAUCAUUGUCAAACACGGGGAACCGGCCCCGUACCUGUGCAACAAGGACCCCUUUGCCCUCAAGUCUUUGACCUACCUGGCCCGGAUUUUCCCCAACGCCAGGUUCCUCUUGAUGGUGCGGGACGGCCGGGCCGCCGUCCAUUCCAUGAUCUCCAGGAAGGUCACCAUUGCCGGCUUUGACCUGAACAGCUACCGGGACUGUUUGACCAAGUGGAACCGCGCCAUCGAGACCAUGUACAACCAGUGCGUGGAGGCCGGCGUGGAGCGCUGCAUGACGGUGCGCUAUGAGCAGCUGGUCCUGCACCCCGAGCGCUGGCUGAGGACCCUCCUCAAGUUCCUCCGCAUCCCGUGGGACCCGGCCGUCUUGCACCACGAAGAGAUGAUCGGGAAAGCGGGCGGCGUCUCCCUCUCAAAGGUCGAAAGAUCGACGGACCAAGUCAUCAAGCCGGUCAACGUGGAGGCCUUGUCGAAGUGGGUGGGCAAAAUACCCGUCGACGUUCUCCGCGACAUGCCGGUGAUCGCGCCAAUGCUGGGGAAGCUGGGCUACGACCCCUUUGCCAACCCCCCAAACUACGGGAAGCCGGACGAGAAAGUUCUCGAAAACACCAGGAGGGUCCAUAAAGGGGAAUUUCCGCUUCCCGAAUUCCUUAAGGGGAUGCCACAGCCCAACGUGGUGAAAUAGAAGACCGGACGGGACUUCAUGUAGGUGGCUGGAAUGUUGGCUUGCACCGUGGCGGAAUCGGCGAAGACCCAGCUGGGCUGUUUUUCCAGGCUAUUUUCCUGUUUUAUACUGUGGUCUCUCUCUCUUUUGUUUUAAUUUUAAUUUUAUUUUUGAAUGGUUGGCUGCUUUUUUUUUUUUGCGUCUGAGCACAUGCUCAGUUGGUGCACUGCUGAUUCCAGACAGAGCAACCCCACCAAAACCCCGGAUCUGGUUGAGGUGCGUGAUCCCCAAAUCAAGGCGUUAAAAAGGGGGCGGCCCAAUUCGAAACCUCUCCUCUGCAACCGUCUUUGGAGUCGCCGGGCGCCGCUCGAGAACGCAUCGUCGUGCGACGACACCCCUUAAUUUCCAUGACGCUUGCUCGUGGGGAUGUCCUUGGCGGAUUGCGCCCAAAGCACUUUUUUGGGGGGAAGACGCUUAGAUUUCUUGGUGGAAAUCCCGUUUUCUCAACUGUUUAUAAAAAUCACAGAAGCAGACGGAUGGAGUUGCCUAUUUUGCUCCCUUUUCUUUCUCUUCGGUUCUUGCACUUUAUUUUUAUUUUUUAAAAAGGGGCGGGUUUGGAAAUAGUAUCCCUUGAUACAGAAUUUGGGGUGUCAAAUAUGUGAAAUUUGGUGAAGGCGUUUCUAUGCUUGCCUUAAGGGAUUUUGCCCUGGCCCAUUGAUCCAUGUGUGAGCAGCAGGCUGUGAGCACGCUGAUGUGGUUCAGGUGAUCUGUGCACCUACCUGCCAAGCAAAAGGUGGGUGAGGAUGCAGGAAGAAAAUGAGGCCUGGACUUCAUCCCCACCAUUAAAAACAGAAAGAUAUAUGAUUACAGGCCCAAGUACAGCAAAGGUCUUUAUUUUUCUUACCUUGUCCCACAUAUGACCUACAUAUGUUUACAUGCAGGGGUUUGCUUCUGUGCAUGUGUUGUGUUUCUUUGAUCAGGGCGAUUGGUUUUUUUUUUAACUUGUGGAGAACGGUUUCUGUGCCAAUUCUUUCUCUCCCACCCCCUUUCCGGUUUUAUUGACAUGCGGAAAUGAACUUUUAAUUAUUUAAGGAAGAUGUUUUCUGAGAUAUGGAGGAAGAACCUGUAUGUUUACAAUCCAACAACCUUUUGUAUUUUAUUUUUCAAAAUAAAUGCUUUA
Molecule: messenger RNA, 2430 nt
Organism: Elgaria multicarinata webbii
Lineage: Eukaryota; Metazoa; Chordata; Lepidosauria; Squamata; Anguidae
Gene: TPST1
Product: tyrosylprotein sulfotransferase 1
Exons: 6
Coding region: 159-1271 (370 amino acids)
Biological process (GO): peptidyl-tyrosine sulfation
Cellular component (GO): Golgi apparatus
Molecular function (GO): protein-tyrosine sulfotransferase activity
Source: RefSeq, a predicted model, not a curated record